AUGAUGAGCGGCCGGCUCCUGCUCCUUGCCGUGCUCCCCACGCUCCUGGGCCCCCCGGCUGCCACGGCGCAGAAGAGGAGCCAAGCAGUGUGCGAAGACGUGCUGGAGGCCGACAUCGCCUUCCUGGUGGACGGCUCGUCCAGUAUCGGCAGGAACAACUUCCGCGCCGUCCGCACCUUCAUGGACGACCUGGUGGGGCCCUUUGUGCAGGUGGUAGGCGAGAAGGCGGUGCGCUUUGCCGUGGCGCAGUACAGCGACGAGCCGCGGGUGGAGUUCUCCUUCUCCCAGCACACCGAUGGCGCAAGUGUCCGGAGGGCCAUCCAGCAGCUGACCUACAAGGGUGGCAACACGCGGACCGGUGCCGGCUUCCGCUACGUCGCUGACAACUUCUUCGGCCCCACGCAGCUCCGGCCCGGGGUCCCCCAGAUCUGCAUCCUCAUCACGGAUGGCAAGUCCCAGGAUGAUGCCGAGGGGCCGGCAGCGAAGCUGAAGAGCCAGGGCAUCAAGGUCUUUGCUGUGGGGGUCAAGAACGCCGACCACAAGGAGCUGAUCCGCGUGGCCUCCAUGCCCACCGAUGCCUUCUUCUUCUACGUCGGUGACUUCAAGCUGCUGGGGACGCUGGUGCCGCUGAUGACACGCAGGGUGUGCACAAGCGUCGGGGGCACCCUCUGACAGCCCCUGUGCUCCCCUACAGAUGGGCCGAGCCACACCGGCCCCUCCAACCUGGAGAUCCUGGAGCAGGGCCUCGACCAGCUGCGGAUCCGCUGGAUGGCGGCCAGUGGCCCCGUCACUGGCUAGCGGGUGCAGCGCGUGCCGCUGACGGGGCUGGGGCAGCCGAUCGUGGCAGAGAGGCAGGAGGUGAGCCUGGGGCCGCGGGAGACAAGCACUGUGCUGCGGGGACUGCGCGUGGGGACGGAGUACCUGGUCACUGUCACCGCCCAGUACGCCAACAGCAUCGGCAAGUCGGUGUCUGGCCGAGCACGCACCCGUGAGUUGGGUGUGCAGCACUUGGCCGUCCACAACGUCUCGGCACAGAGCAUGCUGCUGGCCUGGCAGCCCGUCGGUGGUGCCACCGGCUACCGCAUCUCCUGGGCGACCCUCACAGGGCAGGACAGGCACAGGGUGGACCUGGAUGCUGGGCGGACGUCGCAUGCACUGGGGGGGCUGCAGCCCAACACUGACUACGUGGUGACGGUGGCCCCACUCUUCGGGCAGCUGGAGGGGCCCACGGCCACCGUGCGGCAGAGGACGGAGGCGGGUGCGGAGCAGACGCUGCGGACCAACAUCCUGGGCCCCACAUCCAUCCAGGUGCUCUGGACUGGCACCCGCGAUGCCCGUGGCUACCGUCUGGAGUGGAAGAGAGCCACAGGACCAGAGCCCCCCAGGACAGUGUCGCUCCCCAGCAGCACCAACACCUACCAGCUGACGGGGCUGCAGCCAGGCACCGUGUACCGCAUCACCCUGUACACGCUCUACGACGGCGGGGAGGUGGCCACCCCUGUCACCACCUUCCAGACAGGCGUGGAGGCGCCCGUGGGUGCCGUGUCGGAUCUGCGGCUCGUCGAAGAGGUGGGCAGGCAGGUGCGGCUGGGCUGGACUGGCGUCCCCAGCGCCACCGAGUACAAAGUGGUAGUGCGCAACAACCAGGACGGCACGGAGAGGACGAGGCGUGUCCCGGGCAGCCAGACGGGGCUGGAGCUGGGUGACCUCCGGGAGGGCAUCGCCUACCUGGUGCGUGUCUCAGCGCUGGUGGGCAGCCGGGAGGGCAGCGCCGCCACGCUCACCUUCCGCCUCAAGUACCCGGCAGUGGGCAGCAUCUCGGAGCUGCGGGUGACAGAGGCCGGUCCCAGCCAGCUGCGGGUCACCUGGCGAGGGCUGCCAGGCGCCGGGGGCUACCUGCUGACCUGGCGAGGCAGCGACGGUCUGGAGCAAUCUCGGAUCCUCCCUGCUGACCCCACCACCUUCACCAUCGAGGGGCUGCGUGCCGGCAUCGUCUACACCGUUGGUGUCUCAGCCAUCGUUGAUGGCCGUGAGGGCAGCCCUGUCACCGCCACGGGGCGGAUAGCACCCGAGCAGGUGGGGACCGUGUCCCAGCUAGAGGUGCAGGCGUCCAGGAGCAAUGUCGUCCGCGUCACCUGGGUCGGCGUGCCAGGAGCCACUGCCUACCACGUGGUGUGGAGCCGCAGGGACGGGGGCUCGGAGAACAGCCGGAGGGUUCCCGGCCACAUCAGCUCCUUCGACAUCCCCGACCUGGAGGGUGGCGUUUCCUACACGGUGAAGGUGACGGCACUCAUUGGCAACCGGGAGGGCAACCCCGUUUCCAUCAUCGUCACUACCCCUGCCCCGGCCCACGUCACCAGCCUGCGGGUGACGGACGUGCAGAGAGACUCGGUGAUGCUCACCUGGACCCCCGUCCCUGGCGCAUCCAGCUACGUCCUCUCCUGGACCCCCCCCACAGCUGGGGGGCAGACGGGGCGGACGCUGCCCGGCACCGCCAGCUCCCAGCAGGUCUCCGGGCUGCGCCUGGGCCAGCGCUACACCUUCACCCUCCGCCCAGUCCUGGGGAGCAUGCCAGGCGCCGAGACCUCCGUCAGCGAGCGCACGGUCUGCAGGGAUGCCCACGGUGACAUCGUCUUCCUGGUGCACGGCACCCGUGACAGCUCCUCCAGCGCUGAUGCCGUCCGCACCCUCCUCUCCAACAUCGUGUCCGCCCUGGGGCGCCUGGGCCCCGAGGGCACCCAGGUGGCUCUGGCCACGUACAGCUACCGCAGCCUGCCCUGGCUGCUCCUCAACCGCUCCAGCGACCUGCCCGCUGUGCUGGAGCAGAUCCGUACCAUACGCUACGAGGAGCCCAGCGGCAACGCCAUUGGGGCAGCCAUCACCUUUGCCAGGACCUACCUGCUGAGCCCCGGCGCGGGGCGCCGGCCCGGUGUGCCAGCGGUGCUGGUGGUCCUGGCUGAUGGCCCCUCCGCAGACGAUGUCAUCGCUGCAGCCAGAGACGUCAAGGCGGGGGGGGUCCGGCUGCUGGCGGUGGGCUUGGAGGGGGCGGACCGGGAGCAGCUCCGGCGUGUGGUCACCAGCGAGGACCCGCGGUACAUCUACCACGGCGACGGCACCCUGGCAGAGCUGGAGGGGGAGCUCACUGAUGACCUCUGCACCAUCAUCUCUACCAGGCCGGAGCCAGAGCCGAAGCCCUGCCCCGUGCAGUGCCCCAAGGGUGAGAAGGGGGACCGCGGUGAGGCGGGACUGCAAGGACGCGUGGGACAGCCGGGCGCCCCCGGCGAGCCGGGCCGCCAUGGGCUGCCUGGCCCUCCGGGACCUGCGGGGCCGCGGGGUCUGCCGGGAGAGAGCGUCGAGCGGCCGGGCAAGAAGGGGGACAGGGGAUUCCCCGGAGCUGACGGGACACCAGGAAGCCCUGGUCGCCCCGGGAAUCCUGGAUCCCCAGGCCAGCCAGGGCCGCGGGGGCCGAUGGGGCUUUCUGGCCCGAAGGGGGAGAAAGGCGAGCCGGGAGAGCCCAGGGUGAUCGUGGAUGGAGGACAGGGGCUGCCAGGCCGGAAAGGGGAGCCAGGCACACCGGGCAGCCCUGGCCCCCCCGGGAGUCCUGGCCCACGGGGACCAUUUGGUGAUCCAGGCCCACCCGGUCCACUUGGGCCUGUGGGGCCACCAGGACCUCCGGGAGAGUCUGUGAAGGGGGAGAAGGGUGACCGAGGGGAGAGGGGGCCCCCCGGACUUGUGGAUGGGGCAGCGCCUCGAGGGGAGCCCGGCCCCCCGGGCCUGCCUGGGGACCCCGGGCCCCGGGGACCUGCUGGGCCCCCCGGCCUGAAGGGAGAGAAGGGUGACAGCAAAGAAGGUUUCCCAGGGCCACCCGGCCGCCCCGGGGACCCAGGAGACCGGGGCCCUCGGGGACCGCCGGGGGAGCAGGGCAGGAAGGGAGACCGUGGAGCGCCGGGUGAGCUGGGAGAGACGGGCGAGAAGGGGGACCGCGGUGUGCCGGGCCCCGAGGGCGAGAAGGGCGAGGUGGGAGCCCCGGGGCGCCCAGGGCCGUCGGGCAGAGAGGGAGCUCCGGGACCGGCCGGCCCCCGGGGGGAGAAGGGCGAUCCGGGACCACCUGGCAAGCCGGCUCCCAGCGUGGCCGUUGUUGGAGGAGAGAAGGUAACCCUGCCCCGGCUGUGCCCCCCCGGCCUCAUGCUGGCACCCCCCGGGGCACGGCCAUGCAGUGGGGGGAAGAGGGGUGGUUUGGGGGGGCUGAUGGUGCCACUUAAUCUGCUCCAGGGUGACAGAGGCUUCCCAGGACCAGAAGGACCUCCUGGCCCCAAGGGGGACGCAGGAGAUAAAGGUGCCCGUGGUGACCCUGGCCUGAGCAUCCCGGGGCCAGCUGGCCCCAAAGGCGAGCAGGGCGAUAGGGGUAUCGUUGGCCUCACGGGCAGGAGUGGCCCAAAGGGCGACCCAGGGGAGCCGGGGGAGAAGGGUGAGCCUGGCCGACCAGGCGCCCCGGGCCAGAUCGGGCUGCGCGGCAAGGAGGGAGAGCGUGGAGAGAAGGGUGAUGAAGGCACCCCGGGUGAAGCAGGUCUGCCUGGCAAACCCGGAGACAGGGGCCCCCGGGGCCUCCCCGGCUACCGCGGCCCCCCUGGGGAGAAGGGCGACUCAGGGGACCCAGGUCCCGAAGGCAGGAAUGGCAGCCCCGGAGCACCAGGGAGCAAGGGUGACCGUGGGGAGCCGGGGCUUCCCGGACCCCCAGGACGAACCGUCGACGUGGGGCUUGGAGGAGUGGGGGAGAAGGGCGAGAAGGGGGACCCUGGGGACCCCGGCGAGGAUGGUGCAAAGGGCGCCCGGGGCGACGCCGGCUCCCCCGGCCUGCCCGGAGAGAGGGGCGUGGAGGGCCCCCGCGGCCCCCCCGGUGCGCGGGGUGACCCUGGGGACCGAGGCCUGCCAGGAGAGAAGGGGGACCGUGGCCCACCGGGGCUGGAUGGUCGCAACGGGCUGGAAGGCAAACCCGGGCCCCCGGGCCCCGCCGGGCUGCGGGGGGACCCAGGGAAGCAGGGGGACCCUGGCCGGGACGGGCUGCCCGGGCUGCGUGGGGAGCAGGGACUGCCUGGCUCCAUGGGCCCCCUGGGACCACCCGGCAUCCCUGGCAAACCCGGUGACGAUGGCAAACCCGGCCUCAGCGGCAAGAAUGGAGAAGACGGGACACCGGGAGAGAACGGGAGGAAGGGAGACAAAGGUGACGCGGGACCCCCUGGCAGAGAUGUCCUGGGGCUGACGCUGCUCUCUCGGCAGGGCCACAGUGGUGCCAAGGGCGAGCAGGGGGACAGAGGUGUGCCAGGUCCCCUCGGCCCCCCCGGCCUCCCUGGUGUCCCGGGGCAGGUCGGUCCCCCAGGCCAGGGCUUGCCGGGCCUCCGUGGGGUGGCUGGACCGAAGGGGGACCCAGGGGAGCCCGGACUGCGAGGGGAGCCGAACAUUGAACGUAGCCUGGAAGCGCUUGGCAUCAAGGUUUCAUCCCUGAAGGAGCUCACGGGUGCCUACGAUGGGAGCUCGGACUCAUUUCUGCCGGUGUCGGAGCGGCUGCGGGGCCAGAAGGGCAGCCGGGGGGAGCCGGGAGAGAGGGGGCCUCCAGGCCGAGAGGGUUCCUUAGGCUUCCCUGGCGAGCGAGGACCCAAAGGUGACAAGGGAGACCCAGGUGCCCCCGGCCCCCAGGGCCCCAUGGGCCGUGCCGUGGGCGAGCGGGGUCCCGAGGGGCCGCCCGGGCAGCCGGGGGAGCCUGGCAAGCCGGGCAUCCCCGGGGUGCCGGGCCGGGCCGGGGAGCUGGGGGAAGCUGGGCGGGCUGGCGAGAAGGGCGACCGAGGCGAGAAGGGCGACCGGGGUGAGCAGGGCAGGGAUGGCUUGCCUGGCCCCCCAGGGCCCCCGGGGCCCAAGGCAGAUGUGGUGGAGGGCAGCCUGAUGGGCUUCCCGGGCGAGCGUGGCCCUGCUGGACCCAAGGGAGCAAAGGGCGAGCCAGGAGCUGAGGGCGAGCGGGGAUCCAAAGGAGAUAAGGGUGAGGGUGGCCCACGGGGCGAGCGAGGGGAGCCCGGCGAGAAGGGCAGGGAUGGCGCCCCAGGUCUCCCGGGUGAGAGAGGGCUGGCCGGCCCCGAGGGGAAGCCGGGCUUGCCAGGCUUCCCCGGCGUGCUGGGACGCCCGGGUGAUCCGGGGGAACCUGGCUCCGGCAUCCGGGGCUUGCCCGGUCCCCAGGGCAGCAUAGGGCUGCCUGGCCCCCCUGGCCCCCCCGGCCCGGGGGGCCCACCGGGUGUCCCCGGGCUGCCAGGACAAGUGGGGGAGAGCGGGAAGCCGGGCGUGCCGGGCAGGGACGGCGUGCCGGGGAAGGACGGCGAGGCGGGGAUGCCUGGGAAGAUGGCCAUCGCUGGCCCUCCUGGAGCCAAAGGCGAGAAGGGCGAGCCGGCGCUGCUGGAGGGCAUGCUGCUGGGAGAACCUGGUGACCGAGGCUUGCCGGGCCCCAAGGGCGAGAAGGGAGAGCAGGGAAGAUUCGGGGAGCCGGGAGAUCCCGGGGAAGACGGAGCCAAGGGGUCCUCCGGAGCCAAAGGGGAGAAGGGUGACAUCGGCUUGCCAGGACCACCAGGGCCCCCAGGCUUAGCAGGCAUCGCUGGGACACCGGGACAGCCAGGCCUGAGAGGGGACAAUGGGCAGCCUGGCCCACCGGGUCCCCCAGGAGAGAGGGGUCUGAUCGGCUUUCCCGGGAGAGAUGGCACCUCCGGACCACCGGGACCUGCGGGGCCCCCAGGGCCAGCCGGCAUACAGGGGGCCUCUGGCCUGAAGGGUGACAAGGGUGAAGAUGGGCGCCCAGGGCCAGAAGGGGAUCGCGGGCCGGCGGGCUUGCCUGGGAACCGGGGGGAGCGUGGGGACAAGGGAGACGCUGGGGCCCCGGGGCCCAAAGGAGACAAGGGCGAUACUGUGGUGGUGGAGGGGCCCACCGGAGCGCGGGGCAGCAAGGGGGAGCCGGGAGAGCGUGGUCUGAAGGGCACGGAAGGGGACAAGGGGGACAAGGGGGAGCAAGGCAUGCCUGGAGAGAAGGGGGCAAGGGGUGAGCAAGGCGAGAAGGGCUCCACGGGCUUCCCUGGGGCACGCGGCCCCGGUGGGCAGAAGGGAGAAGUUGGAGCGUUGGGAGAGCCCGGUGAGCCGGGCCAGCCUGGCCGUGAUGGGAUCCCCGGAGCCCGGGGAGAGAAGGGGGACAUGGGACCCCUGGGCAUGCGUGGCCCCAAGGGUGAUCGGGGCAUGAAAGGCGCCUGUGGCAUUGAUGGGGACAAGGGUGAGAAGGGAGAGCCAGGGAUCCCAGGGCGCUCAGGGCUGCCGGGGAGGAAAGGCGAGCCGGGAGAGCUGGGUUUGUCCGGACCACCAGGCAUCCCCGGGAAGGAGGGGCUCAUGGGACCCAAGGGCGACCGGGGAUUCGAUGGGCAGCAAGGAGCCAAAGGAGACCAGGGGGAGAAAGGAGACCGGGGUGCCCCGGGCAUUAUUGGUGGCCCCGGUCCCCGGGGUAGUGACGGUGCUGCUGGUCCCCCUGGGCCCCCAGGGAACGUUGGGCCACGAGGUCCUGAGGGUAUGCAGGGCCAGAAGGGGGAGAGAGGCCCCCCUGGACAGUCGGUGCCGGGGGCCCGUGGCGUGCCCGGCAUCCCUGGCGAGAGAGGAGAGCAGGGCAGUCCCGGCACCCAGGGCCUCCGUGGGGAGAAGGGGGAGCCGGGCAUGAUGGAGGAGGAGAUCCGCGCCUUCGUCAGGCAGGAGAUGAGCCAGCACUGUGCCUGCGGCGGCCGCUUCCCGCAGCACCUGGAUUCACGCGCUCAUGCAGUCCCUGUGCUCAAGUUGUCACAUGCUGAGGAGGAGGAGGGGCAGGACAGGCGGGUCAUGCUCGACACCGACGACCUUGACUAUGAGAGCAUGUACGGGGAGGAGGAGGACUACGAUGAGGUCCCAGAGAUGGACAGCUCGGAGCAGCCCGUGAUGGGCGGUGCCCGCGGCGUUAGCGGCGGCAAGCCGCGAUGGUUUGGCAAAGACCUGCGGGGGGAGGCUGGGGUGUUCCCCGUGCGCUACCCUCCAGCUCACACCCCUGCCAGCAGCACGUCUGUCUUUAAUUCAGGGGGUGCUCGCCUGCACCCCCCGGCCCGCCGGGGAAACCCUGAGGAUGGUGCUAUGUUAGAGGAGGCGCUCCUAGCCGCGCUGCGCUGCAGGAUGCUGCUUGCCUUCCUGGUGGUCCUCGGGGCGCCGGCGGGAGCCUGGAAGGGGCCAAGCCAGGAGCGGCUCCUGCUGGCCCCCGGAGCCGGGGACGGAGGCAAGCUGACAAGGCAGGAAACCACCGGCACUAACGAGAUGCUGCUGGGUCUCCCCGAAAUGAGGAGGAGCGACCGUGGCUCUGGGGAAGGGUCUCACCCGGACAAAGCCAGCCUGCUGCUGCUAGAGGAGUCAGCAAGAAAAGCGUUGCUCUGGCCAACGAGCCCAGCCGCCAAGAGACCUGCUGCUGGGAAAAAGGUGCGAAAGGUGUCCCUGUCACUUGAUGUCCCCACCCAAGUACUGAAAAUAUUGCUCGACCUGGCCAGAGAGAAGGAGCUGCAGGCCAAGGCGGCUGCCAACACGGAGCUGAUGAGCGUCGCGGAGCAGAGCGCAGCCGCCCCGUGCAAAGUACAGGGCGGCGCGAGCGAGGCAGAGGCCGGGGGCCGCCCGCGGGGGGAGCCGCUGGAGCUGGUGGGGGACACAGCCAUGCUCUUUGAGGACUACCUGCUGCAGGGUGAGUGCGGCCCCUUCGACCUGGAGCAGGCGCUGGCUUUGGGAACGGGGCAGGAGAAAUCGGGGUGA
Molecule: messenger RNA, 8832 nt
Organism: Nipponia nippon (crested ibis)
Lineage: Eukaryota; Metazoa; Chordata; Aves; Pelecaniformes; Threskiornithidae
Source: RefSeq, a predicted model, not a curated record